AUGGUGCGCAAGAAGUUUUUGGAUGAGACCUUCAACAUGAGAACCAAGGAAGCGAUGGAGCUGAACAUGUGGAAGCCGAAGAAACGGCAUUUUCGCGAGACGGAUGAAUGGCGCAGAAAAAAAUCGCGAAUCAUCAGUAAAAUGAAGGCGUUGUCGAGAAUAAAUUUGCUGCUGAUGCUCUCGAAAAUGCAGAUUCUUGCACACGGCUCGUAUUUCGAGAGAUAUUUCAAAGUCGGAGAAGGUGUGAGGAAGCCGAGUCAGCUAUGCGUUGACGGAUGCAAAGGCGGCGUUGGCGGAUCGGGCUGUAUGACUGCCGAGCGCCUGUUUGAGGACGAGUUCGGUACGGAAGCGCAAGUGCCGAAAAACUUCCAACAA
This is a messenger RNA of Ostertagia ostertagi, 375 nucleotides long. NCBI's taxonomy places the organism in Eukaryota, Metazoa, Nematoda, Chromadorea, Rhabditida, Trichostrongylidae. The record is from the annotation of a GenBank genome assembly.